This is a messenger RNA of Alligator sinensis (Chinese alligator), 4781 nucleotides long. Its product is annotated as E3 ubiquitin-protein ligase TRIM39. NCBI's taxonomy places the organism in Eukaryota, Metazoa, Chordata, Crocodylia, Alligatoridae. Bases 534 to 1961 code for a protein of 475 amino acids. Gene Ontology annotation, molecular function: protein binding; zinc ion binding. The transcript has 9 exons. The record is from RefSeq and is a predicted model, not a curated record.
GGGACGCAGGCCCGGCGUGUGUGCACCUGGUGUCGUAGUUGGUCGGGGCGGCGGCGUGUGGUACCUUCCAGGACGGCGCGGGGUGCAGCCGGUGCGUUUGUUUUUCAGCCCCGCCCCCCACCUCAGGUCCGUGGAGGUUCUGCUCUGCUCAGACAAGUGCUUCAGAGUCACCCCCUUACAGAUCAACAAGUGUCAUGCAGCAUGUCAGGCUUUCUUACUUGAAGCUGCUUUGAUUUCCACGUGCAAAGCCAGACUGUCAGAGCCAAGCAACAUGUACAACUUAAAAAACAGUGAACUUCUCCCCGUCACCUGCACAGUUUUGAUCUCAUUCACUUUCCACCUUUAGACUAACACUCAGUGUUGCUCUGCGAUGGCUGAGCGCUGCAUCCUGCCCCAGAGACAGCUGCGCUUCAGUGCUGGGCAAGCUCUAGGGAUGAUGCAUAUCUAUUGAUGCUAAGGUAGUCUCAGAGAAUCAUCUUGGCUGUUAGGAAGCAUCAGAGACCUGUUAGUUUCCCCAGCACUCGGAAGGAGUCAUGGCUACCACCAAUCCUCUGGAGAACUUGCAGGUGGAGGCGAGCUGCUCCGUGUGCCUGGAGUACUUGAAAGAUCCAGUCAUCAUAGACUGUGGCCACAACUUCUGCAGGGCCUGCAUCACCCGUUGGUGGGAGGAGCUGAACCGAGAUUUCCCCUGUCCUGUCUGCCGCAAGACUUUCCGCCACCGCACCUUGAAGCCCAACCGGCAGUUGGGGAACAUGGUGGAGAUCGCCAAGCAGUUGCAGGCCACCAAGCGCAAGGUGCGGGAUGAGAGUCUGUGUGAGAAGCAUAAUGAGGUGCUCAACCUCUUCUGCAAGGAGGAUCAGGAGGCUGUCUGCCUAGUCUGUGAGAUAUCCCACGACCACCGCUCCCACACCGUGGUACCCCUGGAUGAUGCCUCCCUGGAGUACAAGGAGAAGCUGCAGCAGUGUCUGGAGCCACUAGAGCGGAAGCUGCAGGACAUUGCUAACUGCAAAUCCCGGGAGGAGAAGAAGCCUGGGGAGUUGAAGAGGAGGGUGGAGAACCGACGGCAACUCAUCAUCAGUGAGUUCGAGGAGCUGCACCAAUUCCUGGAGGAGGAGCAGCAGGUCCUGUUGCGGCACCUGGAGGAGGAGGAGAAGGAGAUCCUACAGAAGCUGAAAGACAACGUGGCCCAACUGUCAGACCAGCGCCUCUCCCUCAACCGCCUCAUCACUGAAAUUGAGGAGAAGUGCCUGCAAUCGGGCAUAGAGAUGCUCAAGGACAUAAAGAGCACCCUGGAAAGGUGUGAAUUGGUCCAAACCAUGGAGCUGGCUUCAGUCCCCAUCGAGCUGGAGAAGAACUUCUGCAGCUUCCCCCGGCAGUACUUCGCUCUCCGGAAGAUCAUUAAGAGAUUGAUCGGGGAUGUGACCCUUGACCCUGAAACAGCCCACCCCAACCUGGUACUCUCAGAAGACCGAAAGAGCGUCAAGUUUGUGGAUACCCGAUUGCGGGACCUACCUGACACCCCACGGCGCUUCACCAUCUACCCCUGUGUCCUGGCAGCUGAAGGCUUCACCUCAGGCCGCCACUACUGGGAGGUGGAGGUGGGUGACAAAACCCACUGGGCUCUGGGUGUGUGCAAAGACUCGGUGAGCCGCAAGGGUGAGCUGACGCCCCUGCCAGAGACAGGCUAUUGGCGUGUGCGGCUGUGGAAUGGGGACAAGUAUGCAGCCACCACCACCCCCUUUACCCCACUGUACCUGCGUGUCAAGCCAAAGCGGAUCGGCGUUUUCCUGGACUAUGAGGCUGGGAAGGUCUCCUUUUACAAUGUCACUGACCGCUCCCACAUCUACACCUUUACUGACACUUUCACUGAGAAGAUCUGGCCCCUCUUCUAUCCAGGCAUCCGUGCGGGGCGCAAGAAUGCAGCUCCCCUCAUCAUCCGGUCUCCCACAGACUGGGAGUGAUGGGACGUAGGGCUCCUGGGGCAGGCACAUCAGCUUGCUGGACUACCAACGGCAGGGUGUGGGUUGUACCAGUCUAUAUGGACUUGUGGAGGGGGAAUCAUGCCACCCCUCCCUCCACCCCAUCAGAUGUGGUGGAGAUGCGUAUUGAGCCCAACCCUGCAAACUAGGAGCCUUGGGUUGCUGUGGCCCUCCAUGGAUUGGCAAUCACCCCGAGAGUUUGGAUCUUGUUUCUCCCAUUCACUGGGCCUUGGAUGGGGGUAUAGUGCUGACUGCCUUCCAAGAGGCCCUGCAGGUUACCAUGGACUGGGGAAUGCUGGUAAGGAGCCAGAAUGGAUCACAGACUCCCUUUUGUCCUAUAAAUAAUGUAUGGGGCAGGGGGAGGGAGGGUGAAAUCCCACAGUUCUCCUCCUCCAGACCCUCCUCCCCAGGUGGGCUUUUCUGAGCUGACAGGAAGUCUUGGCCCAAACACAUGGGAUAGAUCAAUUUUGGGCUUCCUCUGGGCCAGGUGUGAGCAGAGCCAGGGAUUAUAUCCUGCACAAGCUGUCUGGGACACCGAGGAAAAAAGAAACUCCAGACUCUCCUUUUCCUCCUCUUGAUUAUCCAUUGAGACCCAUUAUCCCUGCAGCAAUGCUGGCAGACCACAAAGAUUAACCAUCUAGUCUUCUGCCACACCUCCCUGCCAGACCUGAGAACAGAACCAACAGUCCUGUCUCUCUUCAGUUUGGUACAACCACUAGGUGGUCCUGCCUCCAGGUGGGGAAUAGGUUGUGGCCCUCAGGGGCCAAAAGACUCUUUCUGUCCAGAACACAAGAAAGAGGUGGCAGACUUCGAAAGGACUUACCCAGAGCUGUUCUAAUGCAACACAAUUUUUAUGAGAUCCAGAUGGAAACAGGAGCCAAAAUAUUAGGUGUUCUACAUACACACCCAUACUCUCAUACUAUUUUUUACUACAUUUUUUCUGUGCAUUCUUACGCUGUUCUUGACACCUGUUUCUGCUUCGACAAAGUUUGCAAGUGCUUGCUUUGCCUUCCAGUGAUCUCAGUUGCUAUGCAGUCCCUGGCAGUAAUGGACACUAGCAAUUGUUAUGGUUAUAGGCAGAGAUAUGGAAGCCCAUUAUAAUCCUGUGUUGUCUGUAAGAGGCCUUGUUUGGUGCCAUUCCUCCCCACUAAUAUUAUCCCUAGCAGCAUAUUCUGUGAGGGAUUUAACCCUGGUAGUGGAAGAUCUGAUGUCCCAUCUUGUCCCUUUUAGCCAGGGUGGCCUUAUUGGAGGAGGAGAAAGCAAUGCAUUGUGGAACCUUGAAGGACUUUCUAGCAACCCCUCAUUUUCCCUGGGCAGCAUUUCUCUCAUGGAGGAAUUAUGGGGUAGUCCCAAGGGAACUGUGGGAUUGGGCAGGACAAUGGGAGCCUUGAGAGUUUUCUUCUCCCAUUUUAAGCUGUUUGCAAUUCUCUGGGUUAUGGAAACUACCAGGAGCUCUGGAAUGCUUAUGUAACACUCUUCCUCUGGAGCUUUUUAAAGAGGAGAGGGGACCAUGGGAUGAAAAUAAAACAAUGCAGGAACAGCACAGAUGCUGUCUCCACAAGUUCAUGCAAUGGUGGGGAAAGGACCACCCACAGGGAACAGACAAUUUGAGCGUAUGGGGAGUACCCCGUAACUCUGUUGGAUUCAGGCCCCCUGUUUAAUCGGUGAACCCAAGAGUAAGUGGCCAUGCAGACCCUGAACCCAAUCCUUCCCAACUCUUCACAGCUGUGUCCCCAGUAAGUUCCCUACCCCAUUCCACUGUCACAGCUGAUUCUUGAUUAUUAGCAUCUGUGCACUCAAGGGUUGUACUGGGGAAGUUUGCCUCUUAUCAGACCCAGAGUGGAGUUACCAGAAGACCAGAGUUAGAGUUAAAACAACAUCCUUCAGGCCUGCAACAGAGUCCAGUAUCUGAGGUGACAGAAGAGCUGGGGGUGGCAGUCCAUCUUGCCAGACAAGAAAAUAAGUCAGAUAUGCUUGGAGCUGGGAGGCUUCUCCCCCCCCCCCCCCCCCCCCCCCGCCCCCCAUAGGGGUGCAGGCAGAGGUUUUGAGAGAUGGUUCAGCUCCCUCAGCCACACCCCACCCAUGGGAGCUGGCUUUUGUUAUCCACCACACCCCCAGGGGAGAGGGGGGCAAGCUUAGGAUAAAAGUGCCUUCUGGGCCCAAUCCCAGUCCACUGGAUAGGGCCAGAAAGAUGAACCCCUGGUCAUGUGAAGUUUGGAAAUCUAGUUGGUGUUUGGCCAGCACUCUACCCAGUCCACUCCAGACCAGAUGAAAUUGCUCUUUUCUUCAAGAGCAUGUUACCAGUAGCAGAUGGUGACCCAAAACAGCUAUUCUUUCAGUAAAAACCAUGCAUCAGAUGCUAUUCAACCCACUGGGCACCUUUAAACGCAAUCCUACCUAACCCUAAAACUGAAUUAAUGCACCUACUUCUGUUAUGUGCCUUUAACUUAACUUUAUGCCUAAGUCACAGAAAUAUGUGAGAAUGCUUAGCUGCCUAAUAAGGGGCCAGGAUCUAGCCUUUUGUAUCUAUACUUGAACCACUUCACCAACAUGGGAAUACCAGCAAAGCAUUCCUAGGGGAAGUGUAGCUGUAACUGGCUGAACUUUGCUUUGUAAUGAAACGCAUAUGGCAAAAGCAGCUCUUGCAGCGAACACGUGGUUUGGCAGUGUGAUUUAAUCAUAGAUUCUAGGGUCGGAAGAGACCUCAGUGGGCCAUUUAGUCCGACCCCCUGCCCCUGGCAGGCAAGAAAAGGGUCACCAAACCUGGGAUCAUGUGCUCCCAGCCAGGUGCCUGUCCAGUCU